Messenger RNA from Rhizoctonia solani, 2568 nucleotides. RefSeq lists its product as uncharacterized. Lineage: Eukaryota; Fungi; Basidiomycota; Agaricomycetes; Cantharellales; Ceratobasidiaceae. The record is from RefSeq and is a predicted model, not a curated record. Bases 1 to 2568 code for a protein of 855 amino acids. The transcript is spliced from 7 exons.
AUGGUUUCCACUAGCCCUGACCCGUCCGACUCUCCGCCGGCAUAUGCUCUAACGGACCAACCCGGUAAUUUUGAAGUCUCUCUUGUGGCUCAGCCUUCCACCCAGGAACUUCUUGUUUCACUUGUUCCUCCGGCUAAACCUCAACUUAAUGAGAAGAAGACCGACCGCCGGGCUCCGGUAGAUCUGUGUCUAGUAAUCGAUGUUAGCGGAUCUAUGAAUACUGAAGCCCCUGUACCAGGCGAACAAGACAAGAACGAGACAACCGGAUUGUCCGUACUCGAUGUUGUAAAACAUGCGACACGCACUAUUAUUGAAUCUAUGGGCGACGAUGAUCGCAUUGCAGUUGUGACAUUCAGUGACUCUGCAGAGAUUAUAGCCCCCUUGACAUUCAUGAAUAAUAACAACAGGGAAGCGGUCUGGAGCUUGGUCGAGGGUCUUCGCACAACUGGAAUGACCAAUCUCUGGGACGGGCUAAAAACUGGGAUGAAUGUUCUGACUGGGAAUAUUCCAGCCGGAAAACGAGCCUCUCCAAAAUCAUCAACUCGUCCUGUGUCGCCUCCACACCCACCGCCCGUACCAGCAAUGUUCGCAACUCAACGGGGCCCAUUACGCCAUGCCAUCGGUUUAGUUGACCGGCCACAACCAUUUCCUCUUCCCACUCAAGAACUAAGGGCUCCACCAGAACCCAAUAUUAAAACCCCGAAUUUAGAAAUCCAGGAUAGCACAAGCACUCAGCUGGAUAGCGAUGAACAGAGGUUAUCCGCUGUGUUUAUACUUACCGAUGGCCAGCCAAAUGUCGAACCUCCUCGUGGUCAUAUUCCAAUGAUCAAGUCUUACCUCGACGCACUGUCGCCCGAUGCGCCAAAAUUCACGAUCUCCACCUUUGGCUUCGGUUACAACCUUGAUUCUCGCCUUUUGGACGAGAUUGCACAUUUGGGCCAAGGAAUGUAUGGAUUCAUCCCUGACUCUGGCAUGGUUGGAACCGUUUUUGUACAUGCCCUUGCAAACCUCAUGGUGACCUGGGCUACAGGGCAAGGAGUAACGAUAACGGCCAAACACCUACCUCAUACGCACUCAGACAAAGUCUCCUUGAAUCUAAUCGCAGCACUUGAGCCAAACCACGAAGUCGAGAGCUCAAUCGUAUUACAACAUCACGUCUUUCGCCUCUCGUUUAUUGAUGCUGUAUCCAAGAUCCUCGAGGAAUCAAAAAGGCCUAAUGUUACUGACUUGCUACAACGCCAAUUCGAGCAAUCCAUUGCAAGCUACCUCAACGAUCCGGUCCUGAAGAAUUAUGAGCCCAGUAAAGCUCUCGCUAUGGACAUUACCUCCCAAGUUAUCCUGGGUCUUGAGCCUAAAAACUGGGCUCGAUGGGGCGUGCACUACAUUCCUUCCAUUGCGCGUUCUCACCAACGCCAGCAGUGUCUAAAUUUCAAGGAUGAAGGUCUUCAGGUUUACGGACGCGAUUCUGAUAUAUUCAUCUCGACUCGAGACCACAUCGAUCAAAUAUUUGAUUCGCUUCCUCCUCCAACUCCCUCGUUGAGAGGCCAAGCCGUGUACCGCCCUGGGAGCCAAAUCCCUGCUAUGUAUACCCCCGUCGGGUCUAUGGCAUCCUACCGUUCGAAGAAGUUGCCCUGUUUCGCGGGUUGGUGCUACAUCGAUACAGAAAGCGGUAAAAUUAGGCUAUCUGAACUUGGUCGAGGAACUAUUGUUCGUACCCCCUCGGGCACCGCACGAGUUGCUGCUGUCCUAAGGACAUUAUGUUCCGGUCAGAUGACGGAACUGUGCACUAUCGGACAGUUGGCGAUUACACCAUGGCAUCCAAUCUACCACAACGGGUCAUGGGUGUUCCCUACCCAAAUUCAGCAAGCCAAGUUAUUAGCCUGCAACUAUGUUUAUUCCGUUUUACUCGAGCCGUCGUCAGAUUCCGAGUCCCAUGCGGUAUUCAUCGAAGGAAUUCGCUGUGUCACUCUAGGACAUGGAUGUAUCGAUUCACUACGCGCCCAUCCGUUUUUGGGGGAUUAUGCGCGUGUAGUGGAAUCCCUGUCGCAGCUCGACGGAUACUAUGAUAAAAGUGGUGUUGUCGACUGUGCUGGGGUUGUCAGCCUACCUCCUCCAGAUCUCGAAAAUCUUGUUUCGGUACUUCCGCGGGAUACAGUACUGGUGGAUGGUGAAGUAACCAACACGGCAAAGGUCUACAUCCUCCCUUUUACAAAGGCGACAUAUGGUCGAUUUAUUCCGGCGUUAAAUGCGAUUGUGGCCUUUGCUCAUGAUAAAGAUUCGAGGACGGGGUUUCUCCUAACUAGCGAGACGAAUACUCCUCCAAACUCGUCGGCUAUCGAAGAGGCGCCAACCAUUGCUUUGCAUCAGAAAUUAUUUCCCGGUCAAUCUCGUGCGCUCCUAGUGCGAUUCGCGGCCGAGGACGGUUGGGGAAUAGUCUGGGCUGAUCCCGCCCGAGUCGAAUGGCACGCUCGUAAGAUGGCUUCCAAGGAUACCUCUGCUGCAGCGCAUAUCUCAAAUGUUGGGCUGUCCGGGUCGAUCACAAUCGUUGAGCACGUCCAAAUCAACUGA